Messenger RNA from Sphaerodactylus townsendi, 6625 nucleotides. It is a transcript of the gene PKNOX2, whose product is annotated as PBX/knotted 1 homeobox 2. The record is from RefSeq and is a predicted model, not a curated record. Bases 629 to 2059 code for a protein of 476 amino acids. The transcript is spliced from 15 exons. NCBI's taxonomy places the organism in Eukaryota, Metazoa, Chordata, Lepidosauria, Squamata, Sphaerodactylidae. Gene Ontology annotation, biological process: regulation of transcription by RNA polymerase II. Gene Ontology annotation, molecular function: RNA polymerase II cis-regulatory region sequence-specific DNA binding; DNA-binding transcription factor activity, RNA polymerase II-specific.
GUUCCAGGGCGGAGUUCUGAUUAAGAAAAUUGGCUGUAGCAUGUAAGCCCCAAGAAGAUCCAAAGUAUGUUAAGUACUUUGCAUUCAUUCUGUUUGCCUUCUGGCCUUUUUGGCAGCAGAAUUACUGAUCACUCUACAAGGGCACAUGAUCCUGAAUUGGAAGAAUACUUUUCGGAGUGCACACUGUUCUGUCCCAACUGGUCAACCUGUCUAGAAUGGUACUUUCUGGAGUUAGAUUCUGAAGCUUUGUUCUCUCUCGGGCUGAUCUGCUCCAAAGGAUCUCUGACUCUUCUCCCACUGAUGAAGAUUGGCUUGGAUUCAAAUCCUGCCCACCAAACUGUCAUCAGUCUGCACCAACACAGUAUGAUAGAACUUGAUGGAACUCACCUCUUGCAUUCAAACUGGCGCUGAAAACUUUGGAUAGCGUCCAGACAGCAACCAAGAGCUGAGGUCCUGCCUCUCAUCCCAUUUUCAGAAACGUUCUGCUGAGAAGUAUUCUCCAGGUGGUUCUGCUCUGGCUGGAAGAAGCAGCUUUUGUGUUACCAGGGAAGAAAGGGCAGAGGGGAGAGUUUCAAAAGACAAGCGGCUCCCAGAGCACACUCCAUAGUUCUAGAUGUGAAUCAAUCCCAUGAUGCAACAUGUCUCCCCAGCACCAGCUCUGACAAUGAUGGCCACACAGACUGUACCCCCUCCCCCUUAUCAAGAGAGCCAGCAGAUGACUGCCACAGCGCAACAGCCGGCGAAGGCACAGCCUGUGCACAUCACCACACCCUCGGCCGCCGCCAACACUACUCUUCCUAGCACUCCUAUCGACCCUCAGGCACAGCUGGAGGCUGACAAGCGGGCUGUCUACAGGCAUCCUCUAUUCCCCCUCCUGACGCUGCUGUUUGAAAAGUGUGAGCAGGCGACGCAGGGCUCCGAGUGCAUCACUUCCGCCAGCUUCGAUGUAGACAUUGAGAAUUUCGUACACCAGCAAGAACAGGAGCACAAACCAUUCUUCAGUGAUGACCCUGAGCUGGACAACCUGAUGGUAAAAGCCAUUCAGGUACUGAGAAUUCAUCUACUGGAGUUGGAGAAGGUGAAUGAAUUGUGCAAGGACUUUUGUAAUCGUUAUAUCACCUGCCUCAAAACUAAGAUGCACAGUGACAACCUACUCAGGAAUGACCUUGGGGGACCCUACUCUCCAAACCAGUCCUCCAUAAACCUACACGCACAGGAUAUGCUGCAGAAUUCUCCCAACUCAAUGACUGCAGUAUCUGGCAACCCCCAAGGAAUCGUGGUACCUGCAUCAGCACUUCAGCAGGGGAACAUCUCCAUGACGACGGUCAACUCACAAGUUGUGCCAGGUGGAGCCCUUUACCAGCCUGUAACUAUGGUAACGUCUCAGGGCCAGGUGGUAACCCAAGCAAUCCCACAGGGGGCUAUACAGAUCCAGAACACGCAGGUUAACCUGGACCUGACCUCUCUUCUUGACAGCGAAGAUAAAAAGUCAAAGAACAAACGGGGAGUCCUGCCGAAGCACGCCACGAAUAUCAUGCGCUCCUGGCUCUUUCAGCAUCUUAUGCACCCUUAUCCAACAGAGGAUGAGAAAAGACAGAUUGCGGCACAGACAAACCUCACGCUCUUACAAGUCAACAACUGGUUUAUCAAUGCCCGCCGACGUAUUCUGCAGCCCAUGCUUGAUGCCAGCAAUCCUGAUCCAGCCCCCAAAGCAAAGAAGAUCAAGUCUCAGCAUCGGCCCACUCAGAGAUUCUGGCCCAACUCCAUUGCUGCUGGUGUGCUGCAGCAACAAGGAGGAAAUCCUGGUACUAACCCCGACGGCUCCAUAAACAUGGACAACCUGCAAUCUCUCACCUCAGAUAACGCCACCAUUGCUAUGCAGCAGGCUAUGAUGGCUGUUCAUGAUGACUCACUGGAUGGGACAGAGGACGAGGAGGAGGAUGAAAUGGAGGAGGAGGAGGAGGAGGAGGAAGAGGAGGAACUGGAGGAGGAUCCCGAAGAGCUCCAGACAACAAAUGUUAGCGACCUUGGCCUGGAGCACAGUGACUCACUGGAGUAGCACAUUGUGGUCUGGCAGUGGAGCCAGAUGCCUUCGGAGAAACCUUUCUCGCCUCAAUCAUUGACCUGAGGAAUUGUAAACAGAGCUUGAACUUUUACCAUCUGAGCUCCACACCUCUUUAAAGACGUCAUUCAAGUUCAACCAUGACAGCCCUUCCUGAGUGUCUCCCUGGUUUGCACCCUGUUGCAGGAAUGGGGACACAAAGGCACAUUCAAGAGACAUGCCGAAAUGUGCAAAUGGAUUAUUUAAGUGAAGGACACACGUUUACAAGGCACAUAUUGUGGCCAGUUGUCCCCCCACCCCCCUUUGUUUUUGAUAAUAACAAACAGAAGUGUUUUUAGGGUAAGGCGUUUUCUGUAUGACUGAAUGUUUUAUGGAUGUUCUAAUGCAAAGCCUUUUCUGUGACAUGCAGUUGAGAGGCAGGUCUGUUUUCAUUUUCACUGCUUUUAUGAGAGAUUUAUAGAUGCAAAAAAGAGAGAGAGAAGAUUGAUGGUUUUUUUAAAAAAAGAAGAGAGUAAAAGGCUGUAACGGUUAUAAAUAUCUAACUGCAGGGGGGGAAAUCAAAAGUUUGCAAGCGUGCAAAAAUUUAACAAGUGAGCAGUGAGAGAUGCUGGACCCAAGUAGACUCCUGGUUGCAUCUGAGGAACUGGAUUCCAGGACUUCAGGAUUCUCACUAGCCAGUGUCCAAAUCCCAAAGCUUAGAGAGGGGCCGUGCCUUGCAGUUAUUGCAACUGAUAGGUACCUCACUGCGAGCUGACCCACUUUGCUCGGGAACCGCCAAGCUUUAGACAUCUGAACGGAAUGCCCCAAUUGUAACACCUGGGGUUUGAUUGCCUGUUGUGAGUUGGCAAGCCCAGAACAAAUGCCCCUGAAUGAUUAUGUUAAUUGUUUAGUGGAUCAUAACGAUGAAAAUUAACGUUUAUGGCUUUUCUAUGUUAGUUGAGAAUGAGCAGGCUCAGAUUUCUAGCUGUUGGCGAAGUGGGAAGUCAUUGCCUCUCCAAACUAUGGAAUACUUUCUGGAUCAGAGUGGAAUUACUAGCCAGGGGGUAAGAUAAAUGCCCUUUUUAUGUCCUGUCCCCAGAACUGCCCCGUUGCCACAUUUUUAUCCCAUGAAGUUUUCAUCCCGCUCCAGACACCUCCAAGAAAACAUUCAUCUGGGUUCAUUCUAUAUAUUCAUGACUGGGAUGAGAUCCACAACAGUUUUCCCAGUUGUCAUUUUGUCUCACAAGAGCUGCAGAGGUUCUAAGCACAUGUUAGAGUGCCCAGGUAGAGAGCGCUUUAAUUCAUAGGAGCAAUGGCUAUGAGACCCUAAGGCUGUUACAUUCAGUGGCUUGCCACGUGGAUUGUGCCAUGAUCUCUGUGUUGCCUCAGACAAGUUUUGGGUUGUCGGUUUAUAGCAGGGGGAAGGGGGGGGGGGGAAAUCAAGCAAUCCCCAUAAAUAGCUCAACAUAGCCUUAAGACUGUCUUUUCUUGCCUAAGUUGAAACCUAUUCUUCUUCCACCCCCAAAGCUGCUAAAUGUGGUAUGUAAAAAUAAAAAGUUUUUUUUUAAUUUCAAAUUAAAAACCCCUUGCGACCUAACUAUUAAAUCCUGUCAAUCUGGUACAUGCCCCAUUUCUGAACAGUCAUUUUGUUCAUGGCCCAGGCACUCAAGGGCUCCCUGCCAUCUCAAAUGGCAGAUCUAAAGCCAGCAAAGGAAUCUAUGCAUGGAGGGUAAACCCCUUUGUGCUGUCUUUGCCAUAGGGAAAUAUAGCACCUGCACUUUCCUUCCGAGAAGCAGGGCUACUCCCAUAGUAGAAAGCAGUGAGCAUCAUUUUGCUAUCAGCAUGGAAACAUAUUGGAACAUGCUUAUGCAGACACAUAAAAUUCUAAAACAAGUCUUAUGAAACUGUUCUUGAACAUAAUCAGGGAGGUCUGAAAUCUCAAGGGUGCUUCAGGAAUUAGUUAUUGCCAAUCUUUGUAGAUUGACUACAGUUUGAUUAUUUGAGACUCCGAACAUGGAAAACUAUUUAGAGAUUCUAACAAACUGGUUUUCACCCCCGUUUAAACAAUCAAUGAAUUAUUCAGUGGGUGUGGGAGGUGCUAGCUAGAAUGUAGGAGAUUAUUCUCUGCAGAGCCACGUCUGGGCAAAGAUGUCCAGUGUUGAUAUUCUCCAAAAUCCACUCUACUACCUCCUCCAGCCGUCUGUUCUAGGCUUGGGCCUUUCUUGACCAAACCAGUGUCUGCUACUAGUCUGCUACAUGGACGGAGCCAAUCUGGGCAUACUCUUCAAUCAGCUCCCUCCAUUAAAUGAAUGUGUGACAUUUUGCCGGCAAGAAACUCCAUAGUUCUUUUAAGUCCAGAUGCAUCAUUCAGGAGUGUAUAUAUGUGGCAUCUUCAUCCACUACUGAUUUUACUGGGAAUUCAUCCACCAAAUGGGCACAGCAGGUCCCAGAAUGCUGGAAGGGAACCCUAGAGAAUCUUUUUGUGGCCACCACACAGAAUCUUCCAAUGCAGGUUGCUGCCGAUUUCGUCUAGCCAUCAUAGGCCUCUACUGUGAAGCAUAAAGGGGUAAGAAAAGAACAUUUCACCUCAGCAAGGUCAGUGUGAUGGAUAUUGUGUAUAUUCAGUGUCCUUCCAGCCUAUUGCGCAGGUGCAUUUGUGCAAUGCAAUCCUGGCUAGGUUUACUCAGACACAAGCCCUACUUCGGUGUGCUUAAGACUGAGCCCUUCAAACGCUGAGCCUCAGUGAUUACAAGGACAGAUGCAACAGUGGGUGCUGGACUAAUUUUUCACAGCUUCCCAAGCCUGGGCUACAAAUUCGUCAGAACAGGGUGGUCAAGCGAUGCAGCACUUGCAGAAACUUCUGCCCAAGGAGGGUUCGCUGCCAUCCCCUAGGUGCCCACUGCCCCUUUUCAAGAAAUCAGAGACUGGAAUGAGGAGAAGGAGCUAUUAUUUCUGAUCAAGUCACCUUUUAGGCAACAGAUGGAGAUGGUGAGUUGCAGCAAGCAAGCUUGGAUCAGUCAGGGAGAGAAGAGACUUGGCUGAGAGCAUUUUUUGCCCAAGGGCCCCAAAACCUGGAACCAGCAGAGGGGGGUGGCAGGUGGAGUGCUGGAAAGGGUUGAGUACAGCUUAAGGUGGAGGGAGGGGGUGCAACUUCUUUUAAUAUGACCUGAAAGAGAUGAGUUUGAGAAACAGAACCCUCAAUCCACUGCAUUUUUUUUAAAGUGACAGGCAAACUGCAGAGGCCAGUGCACUUUCUCACCCCAGGACGCUGCCAUCUCACUUCCAGGCUGUUCUGUUGCCUGUGUAUAACACAGCCUUCUAGCCAAGAUCAGGAUACAGGGAAAGGGCCUCUUAAGCAAAAAAACCCGGGAACAUUUUCAGGCUGACAGCUCAAACCACCAUUUCACCAUAUGGCAACCACGUCAAGAGCUAUUGUUUCUCAGAAAGGCUGAAUUCCCUAAAUUUCGGAGCCCCUGGUACCACCAUCCACGUGGGAACAGCUACAACCAGCCAGCCUUCCCAUGGGCUAGCAUGGUCGGUUGUGACUUUAAAAGGCCACGCUGCUUGCACAAUGGUCUUGGCCGAAUGGCAGGGUCACUUCACUGCCUGGAAGGACAUUUCCCCCUUGCGGCUGUUAACUUCCUCCCAGUCAAGCAGGAGAAAGAUUGAUCUUAUAAAUAUUGUUCUCUCUUCUGUCACUUAAAUUUAGCUCCUUUGUUCCAUACAUUGUGCUCAGGAAAAAGACUCCAGUAUCUCCCCCCCCCACCACCACCACCACCACCCCCUUUCCAAAGGGAAGACAUUAUUCAUCAUCUUGAGAACAGCAUUUAGAGGUCUUUGGAUCAGCACAUUUUCUACCCGUCCCUGACAUGAAUGUAUUUUUCUCUGGAAGCAGCUGGUGUUUAAAGGGUUGGCAGAGGUGGGGAAACUCCUAUAAUCUUAUUUAUAACAGUCAGUGUUACUCAAUCUGUCUGUUUUAGUGGUUGCUUUUUAUAUGUCUCCUUUUGACUACAAGAAGAGUCACUUUUGCAAAGUAAAACCAGGCAAUAGGCAGGUUCCCAGAGGCAGUUCAUCUUUCUCAAAAAACCUACCUGUGCACAAAUGCCACCCCUUUGCUAAUGUUUUUGUUCAGAGCCCCUUCCUUGAUGCAUCAUCUAAACUUCCAAGGCAAAGUUUGUGCCUGUUUGACUGUUUUCCUUCACCUUUGAAGCUUUAUUUUCCUAUAAGAAUUAAUUCCUGUCUCCUCUCUCAUGAAGCACAGUUUUCAAUUUGCUCCUCCUUUUGGCUCUUUGAGGAGUUGAGAAGUUUUAAUGAAUUGCUUUACAUUAAGGGUUGAUAUCUACAAAUAAUUCCUUGGGAAUGUAUUGAAAUAUCAGUGGGCCCCUAAGAGCCCAUUUUGGAUACGGAUAUGGCAUGAAUGUAAUAUGUAAUUUCAUAGAAAAAAAUCAUUGUAAUUUAGUAUUCAUGUCCAUUUAUUAUAAAGUGCUACCAGAUGAGGUUUUCCAGCUGUAUUUUAUUGUGAGUUUAUUUAUAUGUUCUUGUUAUACAAAGGAUUAGGAAUAAAGAAUAAAAUAGUAACCCAAA